AUGUCUUCAGAACAGCAACAAAAAGCCCAAGAACAACCAUUAGAUGGUGUUUGGUAUGAUAAGUACUCAAGUCUCUCAAGAAUCUAUAAUUAUGAAUUUGUACAUAAUUCUAUUAACUAUGGUAAAAGUUGGUAUGACUACAUUAAAGAUUCAAACUCUUUAGUAAAAUCCACUCUUACUAUGGGUGAAAAUAGUGCAAUGUAUGUUGGUGCUCCAAUUAUCAAUACUUUAGAAAAGUAUGAUAACUAUGUUAAAAAGAUCGAUGAUUUCGGAAACUCUGGUUUAGAUAUGGCUGAAAAAAAAAUUCAAGAUAUUAAAGAAACUGGUGAUAAUAUUAUUAAGAAGUUUGAUUCAUCAUGUGACGCCAUAAUCUCCACUACUGCUAACUAUACUCCAAAUAAGGUUAAUGAUUUAGCUCUAACUACAUCAAAUCUAAUUGAAAAACUUAUUGAUUCAAUUUUACCACCACCAGAAAGUGAAGAUUUAUCUAAAUUAACCGAUGAGGAUAAAUUUGAACUUGAAAAAAGAAUGAAAUUCUUAUUAAAACUUAGAAAGAGAUUAAAUGCAACAUCAAUCACUCACAUUCCAUCAAAUUCAUAUAAAACAAUUACUGGGGCUGGAACAAAAUCUCUUCAUUUAUCCAUUGAUAAACUUAAUGAUAUAGUAGUUAAAAUUCAAAACCUAACUGUCCCGGGUGAAUUGACUAGAGCAGCUAUUGAUAAUAUCUAUGCCACAUUGGAUGCAUGUGUUGCUCAAGUUGUUGGUAUUGCUGUAUAUCUUAAAAAGAUUGACCUUAGUGAAACUCUUAUUUCAUUAGGAGAAUUAUCAAAAACCAUUAAAGAAUCUAAAAUUAAUAUUUUAAAUAUCGAAGAUGGAAAUGAAAGAGUUAAUAAACUAAAAGAGGAUAUUAGCCAAUUUUUAAAGAAAGCUGCUGACACUUUAAGCAAUUUAAAUGAAACUGGUAAAGAUAAAUUAGAAACUUUGAAAAAUAAGGACUAUGUAUACUUUAAUAUGGCUGUUGGUUUACUUGAAGAUACCGUUCAAUCAUUCGUCAAUGCAUUAAAUUCAAUUUCAAAUAAAUUGAAAACUUCACCAACUUCACCAAAUGUCACCAAUGAAGAAAAUCAAAACCAAAAUCAAAAUCAAAAUGAAAGUGAAUCAUCAUCAAGUAAAACCACAACACAUAAAAAGAGAGGUAAAAAACAUCAACAAAAUCAAGAAAAUGAAGUUAACCCAACCAAUUAA
Messenger RNA from Dictyostelium purpureum, 1245 nucleotides. RefSeq lists its product as uncharacterized. Lineage: Eukaryota; Evosea; Eumycetozoa; Dictyosteliales; Dictyosteliaceae. Bases 1 to 1245 code for a protein of 414 amino acids. The transcript is spliced from 6 exons. The record is from RefSeq and is a predicted model, not a curated record.